This is a messenger RNA of Planococcus citri (citrus mealybug), 3787 nucleotides long. RefSeq names its product transient receptor potential cation channel protein painless-like. NCBI's taxonomy places the organism in Eukaryota, Metazoa, Arthropoda, Insecta, Hemiptera, Pseudococcidae. Gene Ontology annotation, molecular function: monoatomic ion channel activity; protein binding. The coding region runs from base 245 to 3286 and encodes 1013 amino acids. Gene Ontology annotation, biological process: monoatomic ion transport; transmembrane transport. Gene Ontology annotation, cellular component: membrane. The transcript has 2 exons. The record is from RefSeq and is a predicted model, not a curated record.
UUAAUUUCGCGAAUAAUUCAACAAAACCGGUAUGGUUUUACGCGUUCCUUUUUUUUCAAGACUUGAGUAUGGUACAUGGUUAAUUAAAAGGCUUUUUUGUAUGCAGAAAGUGUAUACCCAACUAAUAUCUAGUGAAUUUAUCAUCUAUUAAUAUUGUGAAUAUUUCUCCGAUAAGUAUCGAAGGCUGUUUAGCUCUUUAAUUUGUUUAUUCGUGAAUGUGUCGGCAAAUAUAAACAUAAAGCACAUGGGGAUUCGUACGAGUAAACCUGCAGCAAGCAAAAGAAACAUGACGGUAACAUCAUCUUGCAAUUCAUCCACCUCAAAUAAGAGUUUGCUCAUAGAGAUGGAUAAUAACUCGAAAAACACCCAGUCUUCGGCCAACUCACCAGACCGAGAAAUUCUGCCGCUGAUGCUCGAGGAAAAGAAAUUUGACGAAUUUGAAGAACUAGUGAAAAAAAGAAACAACUACGAUGAUAUCAUUCACUUCUAUCCAGAUCCUUACAACGGAACGUUACUAGAUAUCGCUUGCAGAUCUGUUGGGAACUGCAGUAUUGUGCGAUUCUUACUGGGUAAGUUGGCUAACCCAAACCUAGUGAACAAAAUUACUGGUAAAGCUCCAAUACACGAAGUUGUCGAGAGUGGCGAUGCUGACAUGCUAGACGAGCUAACAAAACACUUCAAUUUCGAUUCGGUAAAUGUCAUAGAUCGUCAAGGUUAUACACCAUUGCACAUAGCUGCUAAAAAAAAUCACACCAGAUCUAUUCGAAUCCUGCUCGAGUGUCGUGGUGAACCAAUCGAUAUCAACAUUAGUACCAAAGAGCACCCGUCUCCUUUACAUUUGGCUUUGAAAGAAGGCAACAAGCAAGUUGCUUGCGUAUUGCUUCAGUGUCCUGGUAUUGACUUGGAUUUUCAAAAAGAUUCUGAAGGACGUACUUGUCGUGAAAUUAUUCAGAAAGAGUAUCCUAAUUUGCAGGAGAAACUACUCUCAACUGAUCCAAUUCUUGAUCCAGGGUUCAUUUUACGCUCAUUAUUGACUCGAGGCAUGACCGAAUCAUUCAUCAAACUUGCCUCUGAAGUUGAAUCACGAUAUUUAAACGAUGGUCACGAUGAUUGUUCGUAUUUACACUUCGCCUGCCAUCAUGGAUACACAGAUGUAGUCGAAUUACUGUUGAACAAAGACGUCGAUCCUAAUAAGAUCUGUGAAAGCGAGAUACCGAUUAUAAUUGCUUCUCGAAACGGUUACUACGAAAUCUUUGAAAAAUUAUUCCACCAACCUAAAAUUGAACUGCAAGUUGAGGGGCAUGGAUCAGUGCUACAUUACAUAAUAAGGGGUAUGUUAUACAAUGGCCAAGUUGCAGAAAGACGUAAUCCUUAUAAAUGCCUGGAAUUAGUGCUGAACGAAAUCUUCCCCACUAGUCAUUCGAAAUCAAAUAAAGAUAAAACCAAGUUAGAUAUUGAUUUUGUGGAUUAUUGGGGAAACACAGCUCUUCAUUUGGCGGUUCUUUUCAGCGACGAACAAAUCCAGAAAUCGCUCAUUUACGCUGGUGCUCACCUGUAUAAAAAAAAUCACUCGGGAGAAGUUGCCUUGAAUUUGAUUAGACCAGAAGUACUCUCAGAUUACUUGGACGAUUGUAUCACCGAAGGCGAAAAAUCCGUCAGGGAAACAGAUCGUGAAAUCAACUUCGAGUACAAGCUGUUUGUAAAUCCGAGUGAAAAUUCUGCCUGUCGAGAAAACGAGAUGGAAUUUUUUACGAUAAUCGAACGUGUGCCAGAAUUGAGGAUAUUCCUCAAGCAUCCGGUAGCAAAAAGCUUCCUUUACAUCAAGUGGAAUUUCGUCAAGAAGUAUUAUUUCACGAAUUUGCUAUUUUAUUUACUAUUUUGCGUUUUUCUGAGUAUUUACAUAUUCCUAAAACAGCAGUAUGGGGCAUUUGAGUUCGAUCCUUCGGAUCCAUGGUGCAUAUUAAGACUACUUUGUAGAACUUUAACGCAGUUGUUUUACGCUGUAUUAGUUUUGAGAGAAGUUUGUCAGUUGAUUAUUUCACCUAAGUCUUAUUUAACAUCCGCAGAGAAUUGGCUUGAAAUCAUAUUGAUUUCCACUGUAGGGAUUGUUUUUAUACACGCUGCUACGAGCACAAGUUUACCACCUAUUUGCGCAGCUUGUGCGAUUCUAGCAUCGUUGAUGGAGUUGGUGUUUUUAAUCGGUAAACAUCCCCUUUUCGCGACCAAUAUUGAAAUAUUCAAGACGGUGGCGUUCAAUUUCUCGAAAAUUUUCGGCUUGUAUUCGAUUAUGAUCGUAUCGUUUGCCCUCAGUUUUUACCUCUUGUUUCAUGAAGAAAGUUCCAAUACUGGUGUUGGUAAAGCAAAUUGUAGCAAUGUUACUGCUGAAGAAAAUAGUCAUAAUGAUCCUCUUAUGGCAAAAAAUUGCACCAAUAAUCAAACAGAAUCGAUCAACCCGGAUGUAAAGUUCUGGCGAAGCAUCCCUCUAUCUGUUUUCAAAACGAUUAUCAUGCUUACAGGCGAAUUCAGCGCCGACUCGAGUGUUCCACUUGGGGACGAUUUCAGCCCCAAGCACGUGUUUUUCAUCUUAUUCGUCUUUUGCAUCGGCAUCAUACUUUACAACCUACUGAAUGGUUUGGCCGUCAGUGAUACUCAAGCAAUCAGAGAAAAUGCAGAAAUAGUUGCUUUGGCAUCUCGAGUCAGACUAAUCUCGCAAUUGGAACAUCUUGUCGAAAGUAAACCAUUCCAGUUUUUUGAAAAUUACUUAUCGAGAUGUUUUCCUUGUGCGAAAGAGUUAUUAGAAAUCCGAUUUCAUCGAGGAAUAUGUUCUGAAACUCGUGCUUCGAUCAGACUUCACAAAAAUAAUAUGAUAUACGUAAAAAGCAAUUAUAGAAACGAAGAAGCGAAGUCAUUGUUGAAAAUGCGCACAUCUAUCGUGAAAAAAGCUCGAAAGGUGUUGGAAAAUCGAAGCGAAGUUGAUAGAAUUGAGAAGAGUGUUCAACACUUGCGAGUACACGGUGUGAAGAAACCUCCUCCCAAGUUUCAAUCCAUGGAUAGAUUAGGGCAAUACUUUACCACUCACUUGCAUGAUUUGGAAUCCAAAAUUCACGAGACAAAUGCCGAACGUGAUGAAAAACUAGUCCAAAAUGUUAAAACUCUAAUUAGUGAUUCGGAGUCGAGAAUGUAUAAACGAAUGGAAACAUUGAUCGAAAGCACAAUCAAUCAACAAAUGGAAACGUUACUCGAUUCUGUUAUUACGGAGCUUCAGAAUCAAAGAAAUGAUGUGUAAUUUACUUUUUUUUUUUUUGGUUUUUGAAAGUUACUUCUUUAAUGAAAAAUGAUUGAAAUAUGGGUAAGUUCUGAAGCAAAAUUCAUUCUCAGAUUGCAUUCCUACAUUUUAUACAAGUAUGUCGCCUACAGUACGAUUUCCCAUCGUAGGCAGCUGGAAUUUUGGUCAUGAGGAUUUCAGAUCAUGCUCGUUCAAAAAUCACAUUCCUUUACAAGUCCGAGGCGAAUAAUUUGAGUAGGUCAUUUGUUGAAUUCUGUUUGUUUUAUUUUUUUCAUCUCGACGUGAAAGCUUUUUAGACGUAAAAUCUACAGGAAAAUGCAGUGUAUAUUUACUAAUAUUAGCAUUUAGCACUCGUACUUUGAGAAUCAAAAGUUCCAAUUUUAAUUUAGAAAAAUGAAUCUUUGUAAUCUAUUACCGGGUUAUUUAUACUGAGCUACCUAUGCAUGUAUUUGUUGAUUUGUAGAUAUUACUCGUAGGUACCUAGUUAUCAUGUAAUAAAGC